CAAACUCAUCAACUUCUCCUCUCAAUUAUCCUAAUUCCAAUGAAGAUCCAAAAACCAAUAAUUGCAUUUUUAUUCUUAGGAACAUUCAUUUUACUUUCAUUCCCAAAGCCAUGUUUGACUUCACAUAAUAGAAGAAUUCUUAACAAAACUCCUAACAACAUAAUUAACCAAUACUUAAUAUCACAUAACAAAGUUAGGGCCAAAUUAGGCCUACCCUUACUCCAAUGGAGCGAGCAACUAGCUAGCUAUGCCCGGUGGUGGGCACACCAACGGCAGGGUGAUUGUGAGAUGAUACAUUCGGGCUCCGACUACGGCGAGAACCUUUUUUGGGGAAGCACCGGCCGGCAAUGGGGGCCGGAAGACGCGGUGGCAUUUUGGGCUAGUGAAAAUAAAUACUACAAUUACUACACUAAUUCUUGUGAUCAAGGAAGGGAAUGCUUGCAUUACACCCAAAUUAUUUGGAAACAUAGUUUGAGGGUUGGAUGUGCAAAAGUUAUUUGUACAAAUGGGUUUACUUUCAUUGGAUGUAAUUAUGAUCCCCAUGGUAAUAUUCUAGGACAAAAGCCUUUCUAAUAUCUCUUAUAGUCAAAAGUAUAACAGGUAUAACAGGUUUUGAAUAUGUACAAGAUGUCUUAUUGCACAAAAUUUUCUAUAUCAAAUGGUAUUAGAUUAUAAUUUGACUUUAAUUUAAGUUACUAGUUUUUGGGCCUUAAAAUUUCAAAAUAUUGAAAUAUGUAGGCCUAAAAUAUCAUAGUUGAUCAUGGGUUAGCCUAAAAAAUUGUAGUUGAUCAUAAAAUUUCCUUUUUCUCUUAGCUGUAAGGGUUGUUUCAUUAGUCCGGAUCAAAAAAAUAUCUAUAAAAUUAUACGUACUAAUAUAAGUCUGAUAGGCUUGAUAAAUUUGUUUGAGACCUGAGUCAUGAUGAGCUUAGCCUUGUCAAAAUAUGGGCAAAAGCAUAUCAUCAAAGUUGUUUGUCUAAGAAAACUAAUUAUUAUUUUACAUAAAUUAUAUAUGUAACAUAAUGGUUAUAGUUAAAUAAUAAAAUUGGUAAUUAUAGACCUUGUUGUU
Molecule: messenger RNA, 1066 nt
Organism: Amaranthus tricolor (Joseph's coat)
Lineage: Eukaryota; Viridiplantae; Streptophyta; Magnoliopsida; Caryophyllales; Amaranthaceae
Product: pathogenesis-related protein PRB1-3-like
Exons: 1
Coding region: 40-573 (177 amino acids)
Cellular component (GO): extracellular region
Source: RefSeq, a predicted model, not a curated record